AUGUCAGUAGAGAGGCUGCGACUGGAAUGGAACCACUACACACGCCUUAUCACCGGCUCGGCGACUUCAACGACCAUAUCCGGACUUGCAGCACCUUUCACCGGGGGCAUCAGUUUGGUCGGUGUUAUGAUUGGAUCUACAGGCAUCCACAAUGCUCGAAAGAAACGUGCCAUCAUCGACUGCCAUCUUGCUCGUUAUGAGGAGCAGCACAAAACUCGUGUGCGAGACGUGGUAGGAUCAAUGGCCUUCAGCGGCGCUCUAGGAGUGGCAACGCUCGGUGUCGGAUCGAUGGGCGCUGAUGUAGCGCUGACAGAAGGCAUACUUCAUGGAGUCUUGGAUUCGACAGAUGGGACGGAAGUAAAAGUUGCCACUCAUAUUGUUGCGGAUGGAGUUGGUUUGGCUAUCGAGCACAAACAUCAUGAGAAGUUGAAGGCGGAAGCAGAGAAGAAUGCCUAA
Molecule: messenger RNA, 456 nt
Organism: Bipolaris victoriae FI3
Lineage: Eukaryota; Fungi; Ascomycota; Dothideomycetes; Pleosporales; Pleosporaceae
Exons: 1
Coding region: 1-456 (151 amino acids)
Source: RefSeq, a predicted model, not a curated record